Molecule: messenger RNA, 389 nt
Organism: Strongylus vulgaris
Lineage: Eukaryota; Metazoa; Nematoda; Chromadorea; Rhabditida; Strongylidae
Source: the annotation of a GenBank genome assembly
AUGAAUAUAAAAUUUGUUGAAGAGAUGAUAUCUUCGGAGAAUUUUGAUCGAAGCGGCGUUUGGCUCGCAGAGACACGCGGUCGGCCAGUAGAGAAAGCUUUCCUUUAUGAUGUGGUGGCGAAUAGCAAUGAUUCGAUUGAUGUUGAUAAAUUUGAAUAUCUUAUGAGAGAUUCAUUUUGUACUGGUAUACCAAUUCCGUUCAAUAAGCAUAGUAUUGAACGGCUUAUUGAAAAUGCGAGAGUACUUCCCGACCCGAUCCGAGGUUUUCCACGUAUAUGCUAUGCAAAAAAGGUAGCUGAUAUCGUAUUGUCCGUAGGAGACUCACGUCAAAUGCUGCACAAUUUGGUCUACCAGCACCGAGUUGUCUGCGCAAUUGAAGCGAUGUGAGC